This is a messenger RNA of Paramecium primaurelia, 209 nucleotides long. The record is from the annotation of a GenBank genome assembly. Lineage: Eukaryota; Ciliophora; Oligohymenophorea; Peniculida; Parameciidae.
UGAAUAAAGAAUUUACAAAAAAAUUAAUUAGAAGGUGAUCAGAAUAUUAAUUGUUAAAUUUAUGAAGAGGCUCUAUUAGAAAUUGAUUAUUAAAAAUAAAAGAUCACAAAGAGUUGAAAAGGCAGAUAAUAAGGAAAAAAUGAGGAUAUAGAAGAAAACAAAAAAAGAAAUAAAAUGGUUGGGAAUGUAUGACCUGCCAUGAAAUAUUC